Molecule: messenger RNA, 2097 nt
Organism: Benincasa hispida (wax gourd)
Lineage: Eukaryota; Viridiplantae; Streptophyta; Magnoliopsida; Cucurbitales; Cucurbitaceae
Gene: CRSH
Product: Ca2+-activated RelA/spot-like protein
Biological process (GO): guanosine tetraphosphate metabolic process
Molecular function (GO): calcium ion binding
Source: RefSeq, a predicted model, not a curated record
UGAAUUCGUGUGGUAGUGGCUGAAGCUCCUUUUUAACUCAAUAAUGGCUCCGCUCCUUCCAGAUUGAGCUUCUGACCCACAACAAUGGAGCUCUUCUCCGCCAUUAAUCCUUCCCCAGACCUCCAUUUCCACUCCCUCCGUUCUCUCACUGACACUCAUCACAUUCCCCCUCCCCAUCUUCUCCUCCGUCACCGUCGCCGCCCACUCAACUCUCUCUCUCCGUACCGCCUUCUGCAUUUGCGAGCUUCCUCCGCCUCCGGUGUCCCGGAUCUUCCCGCCACCGUACCGGAGCAUGCCGGCGGAAAAUUAGUUGUGGAACUCAUAGGAGCCUUCAAUGAGCUCACUGAUAGGAUGAACCUCAAUUCCACUAGUUCGUCUGUGAUCCUCUUCGUUACUCUCAAGCUCUCUAUCCCUAUCUUGCAGAGUUUGCCUCUGCUGCCGGAUGGCCGGUCUCCUCUCUCCAAGGCCUUGUCUGUGGCGCUUAUUCUCGCCGAUCUCCAGAUGGAUGCAGAAGUUAUAUCCGCUGGUAUUCUUAGAGAGGUUAUGGAGGCUGGGGGGAUAUCUAUUCAGGAAGUUAGAAAUCAGAUGGGUAUAAGUACUGCUCAUUUACUGCACGAGAGCCUACGUGUGAAGCAUAUUCCUUCAAGGGUCGAUAUUUUUGACGAUGAUAGUUCGGCUGCUUUAAGAAGGUUCUGUCUUACGUAUUAUGAUAUUAGGGCCUUGAUUUUAGACCUGGCUCUGAAGCUUGAUAUGAUGAGGAAUCUCCAAUCAUUGCCAAGAUACCAGCAGCAGAUGCUUUCUCUUGAGGUUUUGAAGAUACAUGCACCAUUAGCAUUUGCAGUUGGAGCCAACUUCUUAUCACUUCAGUUGGAGGAUCUCUCUUUCCGUUACUUGUUUCCUUGCUCUUACUUCUACGUGGAUUCAUGGUUGCGAAGCCACGAGUCAGGAAGUAAGUCUUUGAUUGAAACAUAUAAGGAUCAGCUGACACAGUCCUUAAAGAAUGAUCCUGAAUUAGCAGACAUGGUGGAAGAUAUUUCUGUCAAAGGUCGCUAUAAAAGCCGAUCUAGCACCAUGAAGAAACUCCUGAAAGAUGGUCGAAAACUUGAAGAAGUUAACGAUAUUCUAGGAUUACGCGUCAUAUUGAAACCUAAGGCUGGGACAGAAACAUCAGAAUUGGGUGAGAGAGCUUGCUACCAGGCACGUGAAAUUAUAAAGUCACAAUGGAAGGAAAUACCCAAUAGGACUAAAGACUAUAUUGCAAGGCCAAAACCCAAUGGUUAUAAGAGCUUACACAUGGCUGUGGAUGUGAGUGACGAAAGCGAGACAAAGCCGUUAAUGGAAAUACAAAUACGAACUAAGGAGAUGGACAAAUUGGCAGCUGGUGGAACAGCAUCACAUUCAUUAUACAAGGGCGGUCUCACAGAUCCAGAAGAAGCAAAGCGGCUCAAGGCCAAAAUGUUGGCUGCAGCUGAACUUGCUGCUCUACGUCUUAAAGAUUUCCCAUCCUCUAACUAUAAAGGUAUACAUACCGACCAAAAAGGUCGAGUAUUUGGCCUUCUUGACAAGAAUGGAGAUGGUAGAAUAAGCAUAGAGGAACUUGUCGACGUCAUGGAAGACCUUGGUGUUGGAGCACCUGGAGAAGAUGCACGAGAGAUGAUGCAACUUCUGGAUUCAAAUAGUGAUGGCUCUCUUAGCUCCGAUGAAUUUGACUUUUUUCAAAAACAGGUCGAAUUCAUACGCAGCUUGGAGAACAGAGACGAUCAAUACAAGGCCAUCCUCAACCAUAAACUCCAAAAUGACGACAGUGGUUUAAUACAGGUCUAUAGUGAAGAGCUUGGCAAUCGACUUGCCACAUAGUCUCGGUCUCAGACCCCCAUUUAUCUCAACCAGGUAGGAAAUUAAGUUUAUUUUGAGCUACGUAUUUAGCCCCAUUAUUGUGAAUAAAUUGUUUAUAAUGUUGAAAAGCAAGCCAAUUCCUGUGCAGCAGUCUCAUAUUUUCAUCAGAAAAUGUAAUCUAUAUAUGGAAAGAUACCAAAUAAGAUGGUAAUAUAUCAAAUUUGUUUAGAAGAUUUGUGUAAGUUAUAGAAGAGGAGAAAU